This is a messenger RNA of Seminavis robusta, 1203 nucleotides long. The record is from the annotation of a GenBank genome assembly. NCBI's taxonomy places the organism in Eukaryota, Bacillariophyta, Bacillariophyceae, Naviculales, Naviculaceae.
AUGAAUCAUCCUUCGUUUGUUUCUCGUCUCCUGAUGUGUUGCACCGGAAUGGCGCUGAUCAUCAGCCACGUGGGUGUUGUUCAUGCUUUUGCUACCGUUCCAUCAACAUCUUCUUUGCAUCCUGGAGCCACCAUUCUCUUGCCUCCAUCGUUGAAGACAACACGCCAGGACAACUAUCGCCGUUCGUCCCCUCUUGACUCCACUUUGGGCUCCAAAAGCGUCACUGCCACCGGUUCCAUCAGGAAGAAGAAUGCACUGGUCUUCAAGCUCGGAGCUCUCAGCCGUGUCAUGGGGCAGAUCCUGGCGCUUUCGGUUCAACCCAACAUGUGGAAGGUCCAUGUUCGGAAAAGUUUCAAGUGGGCCCUCUUGGCAGCUACAGCUACCAUCAUGGCAUCUCUCCAACGGGCAAGUACCACGAACGCGGCCAGCAGCUUGAUGGCAAGGACCAUCCAAGCUGCUCUCGGGGCAAGCUUGCUACGUUGUUACUUGCUUCCUCUUGUCUACGGACUUGUCAUGGUCUCAGCCUGGCCUUAUCUGUGUCAUGGUGGCAACCUGCGCCGUAUGCUUCAUGAAAUGUACAUCUUGAUUCCCUGGUGGUUCAGUAACAAGCUCUUGACCGAUGAGCACGAGACUUGGAUUCCUCACUUUUUGUCACAGCUGGGUGCCGAGGAGGACACGGUCGACUUGGCCCACAAGUUUUGCAGGAGCCGUCAGUCGUCAAUGGACGUGACGGACCCAUAUGCUCUGGCACAUUCGAGCGGCACACUGGCACUCUAUCGACAUUCCUUUGGCGCCGAGGCGACGAACAGCCCGGACUGGCCUCAUGUCGUCAUGAACUGUUGUUACGGUCGUGUAUUGGAUGACUAUCAAGAUUUGGAGGAAGAUGCCAGCGAUGGGAAUGAACAUCGCAACUUUUUUCUUGCCCUACAGAAGAAACAGCAGCAACAACUUGAAAAUAAUGAUAUUCAAGCCAUGGUGGUGCAGGCCAUGCGAGGUAUGCAAUGGCACGAAGAACAAAUCGAUGAUCCGCAACUGCGACAAUACGCACACGGGGCUACGCAAGCUUUACGAGCUUGCAUGUUGUUCAAAAACAAAUCUUUUAAAACAGAAUGGAACAAGGCCCGAGCAGAGAUGCAGUCAUCUUCUCACACUUCUUUGCCUGACUUUCGGUGGCCCUUUGCAAGCUUGGUGGGUUCUGCCUAA